This is a messenger RNA of Orussus abietinus, 1778 nucleotides long. It is a transcript of the gene Ada2a, whose product is annotated as DNA-directed RNA polymerase II 16 kDa polypeptide. The transcript has 2 exons. Gene Ontology annotation, biological process: mRNA export from nucleus in response to heat stress; transcription initiation at RNA polymerase II promoter; regulation of transcription by RNA polymerase II. The record is from RefSeq and is a predicted model, not a curated record. The coding region runs from base 90 to 1532 and encodes 480 amino acids. Gene Ontology annotation, cellular component: nucleus; RNA polymerase II, core complex; SAGA-type complex. Gene Ontology annotation, molecular function: transcription coactivator activity; chromatin binding; translation initiation factor binding. Lineage: Eukaryota; Metazoa; Arthropoda; Insecta; Hymenoptera; Orussidae.
CGACGCCAACGCGCGUUGCUGAGGUUUUAGGUGUCAUACGGCAACGUUUUCUGACAUUAUCCGAAAGUAAUUUAAUUUCUACUUGAACAAUGGCGAAUCCAAAUUUAACUGAUAUGACGGAAGAAGAUGCAGCCGAUCUGCAGUUUCCAAAAGACAAUGCGUCAAGUAAAGCGAAUGAGAGUGAACUUGAAGUAGAGCUCGAGGUGUCAGUUGAGAAGGAAGAGAUCGUUACUUCAGACCCCGUAUGUGGCAUCUGCAAGUCAACCUUAACAGAGCCGUACAUACGUUGCGCUAAAUGUAAAGACAUCAACAUAUGCCCAUGUUGUUUCUCAAAGGGCUCGGAGAUUGGAAUGCAUAGGAAUGAUCAUGAUUAUAUUAUUGUAAAGAAUGAGUUCCCCAUAAUUGAGAAUAGUGGUUGGACGGCAAAACAGGAAAUAGAAUUGCUAGAUGUUUUACAACAAUGUGGUUUUGGUAAUUGGAUCGACGUGGGUAAAAGGAUGGGAGGCAAAUCCCCAGAGGAGUGCAAGAAACAUUAUUUGCAACAUUACAUUGAAAAUCAGACUCUUCCGGGAUUACCUAAAAUGAGGGAGUCCGAAGUUGCUAUAUUCGGUGCUGAACCCAUCCCUUAUAUGUUUAAAUUACAAGAUGUCGAAGAGCCUCCAAGGUUUGCUCGGGAUACACCUAGUAGCAGAUUAUUAGCUGGCUAUAAUGCUGCCAGAUCAGAUUUUGAAGUGAACUUCGAUAACCAUGCGGAGCUACUCAUUUCAGAUUUAAAAUAUAAUGAAUUCAUUCCAGAAGAUAAUUAUUAUCGUCUUGGUACGGAGUUACAGGUAGCUAUUGUGAAAGCAUAUAAUCACAGACUAAGGGAACGAAUGAGACGCAGAAGAAUUGUACGGGAACAUGGAUUGAUUACUCUUAAGCGAACGAUGUUCUGGCUGCUGAGAUACGAUUCGACUAUACCACGGCCUAUUUUAGAGCGAUUAUUAGUUUUUAUGCAAUUAGUUAGUGGUAUCGAGUUUGAUUACAUAAUUGAAGGCCUGCAUCGUGCGGGAGAGUUGAAAAAUUAUAUAAACAAACUCUUUGAACUGCGGAGUAAUGGCUUGAAGAGUUUCCACAGCGUUUCAAUGUUCCAAAAGCUGACUAAAGUGAGACUAGAAAACGAGAGAGAUCGGAAACAGUAUUUAAAUAAUGCCGAAUAUAGUUGGAAAAGUAUACUGCCAGAUGGCGACCAAAAAGCAAAUUCUUCUCCAGUAAUCAAUGUCCCGCAGCGGAAACCACCUCCACCUCUGGACAUCAAUGGCCUUCCUGGAUAUGAUAAACUUUUGCCAGUCGAGAAAGACCUCUGCUCCUCUGCCAGAGUUGUUCCAGCAAGUUAUCUAGAAUUCAAACAUCUUUUAAUAACAGAGAGUAAAAAGUGCGGCUCAUUACGAUUGGCUCAGGCGCGGACGCUUUUGAAAAUUGAUGUCAACAAAACUAGGAAAAUUUUUGAUUUUUUAACGGAGCAGGGAUAUAUUAAUAAACCUUCUCAGUGAUACUAUAAUUAGUUAGUCUUACAUAAUAUUAUUACACGAAGCACGUGAUCUGCUGUACCAACUGUGAUAAUAGUUUAAUAGGAAUGAUAUAUAAUUUAGUAUAGCUAUAUACAUAAGAUGUAAUAACUCGUAAAAUCGAUAUACUACUAGCAAUAAGUCUAUAAAUAGGAUCUGCUUAUGCUGUAAUGCAUUGUCCCAAUCUGUAUUAAAAGAAUAAUCUAUUAAAGUCACGCAAUCCAUAGUUAA